ACACGUGGCCCUGCUCCAGUGAGAGGGGUUGGAGAUCAGCAGAUCUUCAGCUGUGAUCACAGCAUAGUGAUCUGCCCACUGCCACACUUACAAGACUGUAACACAGAGUCACAUCCAUCAGGGAUUUGCACUUUUCUUCAUAUGGUCUGCUUCCAUCACACGGAGAUUGAAGCAUCUCUUAAAGCAGGUGGCUCCACGGAGGUUUACUGCACCACCUACACCGGCUGUUAGGACGUCAUGACAGCCGAGAAGUCGAUCCCUAUUAUAAAUGGAAAAGCGGACGACACGAUGGACCCGGAGACGUUAAACCCGAGCGCGGUGCGCAAGAAGGACAAGAAGAUUGUGAAUGAAAGAGGGCAGUGGAAUAAUAAGCUUGAGUUUAUACUGUCAGUGGCUGGAGAGAUUAUUGGCCUUGGCAAUGUAUGGAGGUUCCCAUAUCUGUGUUACAAGAACGGUGGAGGUGCUUUCUUUGUACCUUAUGUCAUUUUCUUCGUCUGCUGUGGCAUCCCAGUCUUUUUCCUGGAAACAGCUUUGGGUCAGUUCACUAGUGAAGGGGGCAUCACAUGUUGGCGAAAAGUCUGCCCACUCUUUGAAGGCAUUGGCUAUGCGACCCAAGUCAUUGAAGCCCAUCUUAAUAUUUAUUACGUGGUCAUAUUGGCCUGGGCUAUUUUCUACCUGUUCAACUGCUUCACGACAGAACUGCCCUGGGCAUCGUGUGGUCACUACUGGAACACAGAAAACUGUGUGGACUAUAACAAUGAAAGUAUUGCCAACCUUAGCAACCCAUAUGCCACAUCACCUGUCAUAGAGUUUUGGGAGCGACGUGUCCUCCGCAUAUCCUCUGGAAUCGAAGAAGUCGGCAGCCUUCGCUGGGAACUCGCGCUCUGUCUUGCGAUAGCCUGGAUCAUAUGUUAUUUCUGCAUUUGGAAAGGUCCCAAAUCAACAGGAAAGGUGGUGUAUGUCACUGCAACCUUUCCAUAUUUCAUGCUAUUGAUUCUUCUUAUUCGAGGAAUAACACUGCCAGGAGCUGCUAAUGGAAUUAAGUUCUACCUGUAUCCUGAUAUGUCACGUCUGUCGGACCCUCAGGUAUGGGUGGAUGCUGGAACUCAAAUAUUCUUCUCGUAUGCCAUAUGUUUGGGUUGCCUGACUGCUCUUGGCAGCUACAACAGCUAUAAUAACAACUGCUACAAGGACUGCAUCAUGUUGUGCUGUCUGAACAGUGGCACGAGUUUUGUGGCAGGAUUUGCCAUCUUCUCUGUGCUGGGAUUUAUGGCAUAUGAACAGAAUGUGCCAAUAGAGGCGGUGGCAGAGUCAGGUCCUGGUCUAGCAUUCAUAGCAUAUCCUAAAGCUGUGACCAUGAUGCCAUGGGCUCCACUCUGGGCCUGUCUCUUCUUUUUAAUGCUCAUCUUCCUUGGUUUGGACAGUCAGUUCGUAUGUGUGGAAAGUCUUGUGACGGCAAUCGUGGACAUGUAUCCUAAAACCUUCCGUGUGGGCUAUCGGAGAGAAAUGCUUAUUCUGGGCAUGUCGGUGGUCUCCUUCUUACUAGGUCUGAUAAUGUUAACAGAGGGUGGCAUGUAUGUCUUCCAGCUCUUUGACGCAUAUGCAGCCAGUGGCAUGUGUCUGUUAUUUGUGGCCAUCUUUGAGUCCAUCUGUAUCGGCUGGAUCUAUGGUAGCGACAGGUUUUAUUUGAACAUUGAAGACAUGAUUGGAUUCAAGCCCAUCUUCUUCAUCAAAUGGUGCUGGAAGUUUUUCACUCCUGGCAUCUGCACUGGGAUCUUUCUGUUCUUCUUGAUCAAAUACAAGCCUCUGAAGUAUAAUAAUGUGUACACAUAUCCAGACUGGGGUUAUGGCAUCGGAUGGAUGAUGGCUUUGUCCUCAAUGGUGUGCAUCCCUGUGGGAAUCUUAUAUCAGAUCUGGAAAACGAAGGGAACCUUCCGUGAGAGAAUCAAAAAGCUGACCACGCCCAGCCCCGACCUGAAAAUGAGGGGCCGUCUCGGGUCCAGGGGUCCAUGUGCUAUCAAUGACGCUGAUGCCAAAAUGAGAGCGGAUGGCAAGAUCUCUACCAUCACAGAGAAGGAGACACAUUUCUAAACCCAAGACACGGACAUCACCGACACAAGACACCGAAAAAUGAUGUUUGCCUUUAUUUUUAAAAAGAGAGAAACCUAUUAUCAAAUUUGUAGUCUUGGUUGUUUUGCACAAACAGGUAACACAUCACACUUUAAUGUCAUGAUUGUAUGGGUAUCUAAAUCUAGAUGAGAAUGUCUUUACAUCGUGUCUCUCUUUGUCACGUUAGUCAAUUCUGUACCUCUAGAAAGAUGCCAAGGUAUAACUGGCUGUGAAAUGGUUUUGCGCAUUGACUCUUGGCCCUGUGCGGAUUACUGUAGUGUACUUUUCUAAUGGGUAGAAGAUGUUUUGAGGACCACUCCAAAUGUUGGCUGUAUGUUUGUAGAAGAGGCUCAGUGUGUUGUCGAAUAAGCUGUAAAUCUCCGUCUAGCAGCGUCUUACGCGCCUCGAAUUCUGGCCCAUUUCACACCUAUUAAAAUGAGUUUAAUUGAAGCUGACAGACCAAACACAGAUUUCAGAGUAGUGGUCCAGAGAGUGGACAGUACAUGAACUUUCACAGUAUCACUGUGAUGUUUUUGUGAUGUUUAAGGGCAGUCUGAUGGUUGAAGAAAUGCAGAUGAAGAUUUGGUUUGUAUGUUGGGAAAACAUCAAAUGGAAAGUUCAUCCAAGGAUGAAAAUUCUGUAAUUUUCUAGUUUUAGUUUUUGGAUCUGUUAAGUUCCAAAGUAAAACACAAUAAAAGUUUUUAUAAAAAUUUAUUACAACAAUCUGCAGUUGUUUUUAUGUUAAUUCAGGAACAGACUGAUCAAUGCUGUGGACCAAAUUAUCAAUGAAUUCAAAUAAAACAAAGUUUGCAUUUUACCCAAGUGUAAAUCAUUUUCAUUUCUAAACAGAAUUUUCAUUUUUGGGUGAGUAUUAGAUAUGUGCUGUAAUAGAUAUCUGAUGUGGAAAGAUUGAUGCAAUGCAAUGUGUAACAGGACACUAUAUUUUGGCCUAAGAGAAAGUAACAGAAUUAUAAUGGAGCAACCGAAUCUGUAUUUUUGAAAUUUAUUAAGCUGUAAAAAAGUGCUUGACCCUUGAAAUUCAGUAUUCAACACUCAUGCAACUGAAAUCUUUAUUGUAGUGUUACAAUCACAAGCACUGUUGUGUUCAGUGUAGUUUCCUCAGGAUGUAGCGCUGGCCCUUUCGCACAUGUACGCAAUCUUUGGUCUGGUCUGAUCCAUCGUUGCAUCGUCAGUUUGUGCAAAUAAACUUGUUUAUGUUAUAAUAUCCUGUUAACUUUUCAGAUAUAUGUAUAUUUUUACAAUAUCUUUAGUUUUUUUUGUGUGUGUACUCUUUCUUGAUGAAAAACAUUGUUUCUCUGAGGACUUUUGAUAAGUCAUUCAACAAUAAAAAAAAGUUCCAGCCGUAUAAUGGAUUUGUAAUAUUGCUGUAUACACAGAUUUUGGUAUUCACAGAACAUAAGAAUUGUCUGCUUACUCAUUUUUAAAAAUAAAAGGUAAAAAGAAA
Molecule: messenger RNA, 3574 nt
Organism: Paramisgurnus dabryanus
Lineage: Eukaryota; Metazoa; Chordata; Actinopteri; Cypriniformes; Cobitidae
Gene: slc6a11b
Product: solute carrier family 6 member 11b
Biological process (GO): amino acid transport; sodium ion transmembrane transport; nitrogen compound transport
Cellular component (GO): plasma membrane; cell projection
Molecular function (GO): gamma-aminobutyric acid:sodium:chloride symporter activity
Source: RefSeq, a predicted model, not a curated record